AUGCUGGAAUCGGUGGCCGAUACAGUUCUUAACAAUAUCGAUGCUCGUGAUGAGAUUUUUCAUGAAAAUACAAUAUCCGAGGUUCGCAAGCAGAGCGAGAUUCCUGGCCGUGUGAUUGAUGUUAGGGCUGUGCCUGCCUGUUCUGAGGAAUUAAAGCCUGUAGUUGGUCAGAAGUUCCAAUCAUUAGAUUUUGCACUCGCGUUUUAUGAUGUGUAUGCCAGGGCCGUUGGUUUUGAUACGCGCAAACAAGGGGUGAGGAAGGUGGAAGAUGUUACAACCUGGUAUUAUGUCGUAUGCAAUAUGGAAGGCCAUAAGAAGUCCAACGAGGAUGACCAGUUGAAUGCACAUUUCGGUUUCUCAAUGAAGCGUCGACGCUUAUCCAAGAGAUGGGUUGUAAAGCGAGUAUAUCCUUCAAGUAUUUCUCUGAUAAUGGACAUGCAGAAAUUCAUACUUGAUUGUUCAAAAGCGAAUAUUGGACCCACAAUGACAUUUAAGGUGUUGAAAGAAACUCUCGGUGGGUUUGACCUCGUCGGUUGUACGGUUGGUGACAUCAGGAAUGCUUCACGCGACAUUAAAGCAUAUGCACAUGGAUUCGAUGUGCAAAUGGUGUUGGACGACAUGGCUAAAAAGAAGGAAAUGUCUGAGUCGUACACAUAUCAUUAUGAGGUUAACGAGAAGAACCGGUUGGUUGCUUUGUUUUGGUGUGACGGCUUGAUGAAAAGGAAUUACCAUAUGUUUGGUGACAUUGUAGCCUUUGACACCACGUAUAACACAAACAGGUAUUGCAUGAUAUUCACUCCUUUCACGGGAAAGGACAAUCAUGGAAGACCUGUAACCUUUGCGGCUGGCUUGGUAUGCAAUGAGAAAACAGGGGCAUUUGGCUGGUUGUUUAGACAUUUCGUUGAAUGCAUGGGCAUAGCACCGAAGAUGAUCGUGACAGAUCAAGACAAUGGAAUGAGAUCGGCCAUUGAAGAGGUUCUGCUUGAGCCUGACGAAUUUGAAGAGGGGUGGAAAAGAGUUGUGGAAAGUCAUGGGUUGGAAGACUUUGACUGGUUUAACUCAUUGUACGAACACAGGCAUUUCUGGAUACCGGCGUAUUUUAGAGAUUUUCCACUGGGUUCGAUGAUUAGGACUACGUCCAUUUCUGAAUCGGAGAACAGUUUCUACAAAAGAUUUUUGAAGCCCCGUGCGAACAUAGCCGAGUUCUACUUGAAUUUCAACCAUGCUGUUGAGUUUCAGCGAAACAGUAGGACAACUUUAGACUACCACGAUGCCACUGUUUUGCCCAUUUUGGCCACUACCUUGCUGUUCGAGAAACAUGCUUCGACGCUAUACACCGAUACAAUGUUCAAGAGAAUAUAG
Molecule: messenger RNA, 1362 nt
Organism: Salvia splendens (bonfire salvia)
Lineage: Eukaryota; Viridiplantae; Streptophyta; Magnoliopsida; Lamiales; Lamiaceae
Product: protein FAR1-RELATED SEQUENCE 5-like
Exons: 6
Coding region: 1-1362 (453 amino acids)
Source: RefSeq, a predicted model, not a curated record